AUGUCAGAAGACAUGUCAGACACUUCAUACUUAACGUAUGAAAUAAAUGGCUCGCAGUUUGUCUUUCAAACUCCGUCAAGCCUCGUCGAGGUCGGAGGCUUAGUAAAUCCCACCACCAAGGACGUAAACGUGAAUUUUAUUUCUAAAAACCAACAAGUCGACCCGGAUCCAACUUACAAUCUCGAAGAAGAAAACAUCCCGAUAGUUUGCGUGGACGGAGUGAUUUACGCUCUUCAAAAUGGGCAGCUGCAGGAGCUGGACCUGUCGCGGUUGCAAACCAACGGCGAGGGUCAAGUAUUCAUGGUACCUGAGACAGAAAAUUUGGUUGAUUUAAAAGAGGACCCGGAGAUAAAUCUAGAGCGUUAUUCUCUGCAAGAAGGGUUGAGUGUUGAAGCAGAAACUAUUGAGGAUUUUAAAUUAGACCGAGAUUGUGAGGAAGCGUUGAAUGCAAAUGACUUUGUGGAAGUGGUUGAAGACCCGGUCAAGUCUGAUGAGGUUAAAUUGGUGUACAUGUGUGGAGCAUGUUCAAAUUGUUUUCCCUCUAUGGAGGACUGUCGGGAGCACAUGAUCAAGGAUCACCAGCUGACUGAAGGAGCAGGUGCUGUUGAUGCUGAUGAAGAGAAACAAGACAUAAAAAGAGUUGAAGAUCCGCCGGCUCAGAAAGAUAUCAAGAAAAUUAAUAAUAAAUUGGUUAGCAAGGUUAGCAAGUCCACGAAUGAUGAGUACGCUAGCAAUAAAAAAAAAUUAGAGACUAAAGAGCGUAAUGUUAAGUGUAAUUACCGAGGAUGUAUUCAUAAAUUCAGCAGCGAGGAACUUAUGCAGAAGCACGUGCUCUGUCAUGUUGAUUCUCAGAAUGCGAAUGUUUUUAAAUGCAACAUUUGCACGGACUUGAUGUUCACUAAAUGGAGAUCUUGCUGCAUGCACCUCUGGAAGAAGCACAAUGUAGACAUUGAUUUGCUCUGCUGCAGUGUCUGCCAAAGCUACAAGAGUGUCUCGAGUGUCAAGCUGCUGACACACAUGCGAGUCCACAGCGAGAAUAAAGAUUACGAGUGUCCGGAAUGCGGAAAGUGUUUCAAGCAGGCCAGCCAGCUCAGGAACCACCGGAUCAUGCACAUGGACCGCAAGUCUGCUGAUGCACCUAGGUGGUACACUUCUAAGACUUGCGAGAUGUGCGGUAAGACUUAUGCGGAUUCAAAGUGCUUGAAGAAUCAUAUUCAGGCGGUUCAUUCUAAGCUCAGGCCGUAUGUUUGCACGGUUUGUGGGCACUCAAGUGCGAGGAAAGCUAUGCUCCAGAUGCACCUGAGGCAGCAUACGGGGGACAAGCCUUUUAAUUGUGACAAAUGCCCUUUUAAGACGGGAGAUCAUAAUUCUUUGAGGAGGCAUAUUAUGAGACACACUGGGGUCAGACCGUACAAGUGCCCGCAUUGCUCGUAUUCGGCUAUUCAGAGCAGUGCUUAUAAGAAUCAUCUGAGGGCUAAACAUCCUAAGCUGUCAGGGGUUUUUACCUGUGAAAUUUGCUCUUUUAAAACUGUCAAGAAGGAGAGCUAUAUGGAACAUGUUGGGGAUCAUGAGAAGGGGUUGAUUAAGACUACUAAUCAGAAAAAUGUUUCAGAUGCCAAUAACGUUGAAGUGUUUCUCGGGAAUAUGGCUGCAGCCCACCUGAUACUAGAUGCAUUUUCAAAAAAAGAUAAAGAAAUAGAAGCGACUUUAAUGUCAUCGUCGACGUCGGCUGAUGGAACAUCUCAGACGAUAACGAUACAAAUACCGUCGACGCAUUUGGGAAACUCGUUGCCGAUCGGAGAUAAUGCUAUCAAAAGUAACAUUAGUAUUAGCAGUAAUGUUAAUAAUAAUAAUAAUAAUAACAAUUCGACGAUCGAGCAAGAAGAUGAUGAAACAAUGCAUUGUUUUCUGAAAAUUCCACACGAAGAAGAAGAAAAUAUUGACACGGGUGGUAUUACUAUUCCAGCGGAACCUGAAGAUAUUGAACCAACGAUUCUCAAUGUUGAAUCUUAA
Molecule: messenger RNA, 2013 nt
Organism: Cotesia congregata
Lineage: Eukaryota; Metazoa; Arthropoda; Insecta; Hymenoptera; Braconidae
Source: the annotation of a GenBank genome assembly